Molecule: messenger RNA, 3029 nt
Organism: Dalotia coriaria
Lineage: Eukaryota; Metazoa; Arthropoda; Insecta; Coleoptera; Staphylinidae
Product: oxysterol-binding protein 1-like
Cellular component (GO): perinuclear endoplasmic reticulum; cytosol; intracellular membrane-bounded organelle
Molecular function (GO): sterol binding
Source: RefSeq, a predicted model, not a curated record
GCGGUGACGCUGUCAAAAUGGAAGACGUGUCACCCUUGUCACGGUUGUAAAAACCAGUUGUACAUAAUUAGUUAGUGUUGUUAUUUGCGACGCCAUCAAGUGCGGUCGACGUCGCUCGUCCCAUCCGCGCAAAUUCAUCCUCAAACAUUGUGCGUGUGUGUGGACAUCAGCGUUACAACAAGUUUUGUUUUCGCCGCGUCCGCCAUAUUCUCAUUUCCUGGGGGCGGAAGAAUCCACGGCCGUUACCACAGCACCGCAGCGUGAUGAUGGGGGACGCGACGGUGCCGGCGUCGGUGCCAGCACCCGCCGCCACCACCACCGUCGGGCGACAGCUGGGCGCGCAGGGCGACCCUGACAUGAAGGGUUGGCUCUUCAAGUGGACCAACUACCUCAAGGGUUACCAACGUCGAUGGUUCGUCCUGCAGAACGGCCUCCUGUCCUACUACAGAAACCAAGCGGAGAUGUCACACUGUAGGGGCAGUAUCUCACUGCACGGUGCUAUCAUUUAUCCGGUGGAUGCCUGCACGUUCGUGGUGAGCAAUGGCGGCACGCAGACAUUUCAUAUUCGCGCUGCCAGUGAAGUGGAGCGGCAGUGUUGGGUCACGGCGCUGGAACUUGCUAAAGCCAAAGCUAUACGUACAAUGGAAUCAGAAGACGACGACGAUGAACAAGAUUCCGGCUCCGGCUCGCCGGAAGAAUGGUCGACCAUCGUGCGGGAACUACAGGGUAAACUGCAGGAUUUGCAGACGUGUUCGGAUCUGAUCGCAAAGCACGGCAAUGCCCUCCAGCGGGCUCUCAGCGAGCUAGAAAGCAACGCCGAGCAGAAUUCAGAUGAGACGAAAUCGAAGGCAGUCAGUGAACGGGCGACACUUUUCCGGAUCGCUAGCAACGCCAUGAUUAAUGCGUGCACUGAAUAUCUAACGGUGGCACAACAGCACGGACAUAAGUGGACGCGUCUUCUGCAGCACGAGCGGGAACAACGACAGCGACUGCAGGAGAUGGUUGAGACGCUCGCCCAGCAGCACUCCAAGCUGGAGCAGGCCGCCGCGAAUGCGAACAAUCGUAACACAAAUCCGGUCAGUGCCAGCGAGGAAGACGAGGAGGAGAACGAGUUCUACGAUGCGGAGGCAGAUGGCGCAAGUCUCAGCCAGGAGCGCUUCACGUUGAAUAUUUCCACUGGACACCAACGACGCAAUUCAUCCGAUAGCUCUUCCGAGACGGAUGAUACUACGCAUGAAACCAAACAAGUUGUUAUAAGAACGGCGAACGUUGCAAACGCUAAGAAUGCCAAUGAGCCGGCAUCGGCUGGUACGGGGGCGCAGCAGGCGCUGGCGACGACGAAAGGACGUGUACGGCGCACGCGCCUUCCUAAUAAACCAAACUACCCGUUGAACUUGUGGAGCAUUAUGAAGAACUGCAUUGGAAAGGAUCUAUCGAAGAUUCCUAUGCCGGUGAACUUCAGUGAGCCUUUGUCGAUGUUGCAGCGACUUGCUGAAGACUUUGAAUAUGCUGACUUGUUAGACGUAGCCGCCACACUCAAGGACCCCUGCGAGCAACUCGCGUAUGUCGCUGCUUUUACAAUCUCGUCGUAUUCCACCACUAGUACACGAGUAGGCAAACCUUUUAAUCCGCUUUUAGGUGAAACGUUUGAAUUUGAUCGAACAGAUGACCUCGGUUGGCGGUUGAUAUCCGAGCAGGUAUCGCAUCAUCCGCCAAUGGUCGCGCAGCAUUGCGAAGGACGCGGAUGGACCUGCUGGCAGGAGUUUACCAUGACGUCGAAGUUCCGCGGUAAAUAUCUGCAGGUGGUGCCGCUGGGCAGUGCUACUGUUGAAUUUGCCAACGGCAAUCGCUACUCGUGGCGUAAGGUCACCACCACCGUGCAUAACAUCAUCGUCGGAAAGUUGUGGGUUGAUCAACAUGGUGAUAUGGAAAUAGUCGGUAAAGGAAAUGCGGCUGGUAUUAAGUGCCAUAUGAAGUUCAUCCCCUAUUCGUACUUCAGUAAAGAAUCGCAGCGCAGGGUGAAAGGUGCCGUCUUGGAUACGAACGAUCGCGCGCAAUGGAUUAUCAACGGCACGUGGGAUCGCAGCGUCGAGAUUGCGCCGGUGCUCAACCAGGAGAGCACAUUCAGCGGCGUGCCGAAGGACAAGAGCGUUACAGCUGUCUAUGACACAGGCGCUGCGAAACUGGCGUGGAAACGCGUCGACCCGCCGCAGGACUGCGAAAAAUGUUAUCACUUUACCAUGCUUGCGAUUCAACUCAACGAAAUGGACGAUGAAGUUGCGCCAACGGAUAGCAGACGAAGGCCCGAUCAACGACUAAUGGAAAAUCAAAUGUGGGACGAAGCGAAUGCGGAGAAGUUGCGCCUCGAAGAGAAACAGCGUGCCGUGCGUCGUCAUCGCGAGAAGGAAGCUGAGGAAGCGGCGAAAGAAGGCCGGCCGUAUACACCAUACGUCCCACUCUGGUUCAAGCAGGUGAAGGACGAGAAUGACUGCAUUGUGCACACGUACCUCAACACUUACUGGCAGGCGAAGGAGCAGCACGACUGGUCACGUUGUCCUGACAUUUUCUAAAAUGGCCGCCGGAUACACCUGCAUAGGUGCAAACACACAUCGUCCAGUCCGCCUCGCGUGAAAAUAUUUUAUAGAAAUGUUAAGAGCUGCGAUUUUAGCGAAAUUUCGAAACACCGCGUGCAGGCAACUCACGCGUAGCCAAAUUUUUCAAACGAGUUUUCUAUUCCUUCGCUCAAAAAUAACCUAACAUAACCUUAUCGUUAAAUUACGGACUUUUCGUUUUCGAGAUGAAUUUAUUCGUUGAUUACUUCUAUCUAGCUAGUUAGUGCAUAUUUUUUAUCCGGGUUGUUGUGAUCUUUUCAACAAAAUGGCGACACAGUAGCAGGUUAUAGACGCGGAGAACAUGCAAAUGCAGAUCGUUGUACAUAUUGUAAUAAUUAUAUAUAUAUAUACACAUGAAAAAAUAACAUGAAUAUUUGCUAUACGCUAAAAUGAAUUAUACGUGUUGAUAUAACAAAA